AUGAGUGUGAUGAAAGAAGAAUGUCGGUCGGGCAAACAUCGCGAUAACUGUAGAUCUUCUGAGGAACCAUGCCCAUUAAAUCUGCUUUCCAACCAACUGGUGUUAUUUUAUUAUUUUAGCGCGGGGUACUUGGAGGUUGUGUGGAAACGAGACACUUUAGAUGCCCAAGAGCAAGCCUGCAUGGACACAGAACCUGCCUCACUCCAAACGCAGCAUCACACGAACACUCGCAGCAUGUCAGCCAAACCCUCCCUUGGAGCAGCAAAUCAAUCCCGUCGACGAGGCACCAUCACAGAUGACAAGCUCGAUGGCAGCGGGGGUUCUGCGCCGCCGGCCUUCUCGUAUCGCGGCCUGGAGCUGGACAAGGAAAAGGGCAGCAACCUCAGGCUCGUCUCAAUUGAGCCGUCUUCGACCGCAACAAACGACGACGCUAUGGCCUGCACUUUGAGCGUCAGGCCUUUCGAGGACAGACCCCGGUUCGAAGCGCUGUCGUACAUGUGGGGGCCGGAGACGCCCCCUGGCGAGUGCCCGGAGAUCCUGCUGAACGGCGUGCGCUUCCCGGUCCGCGCCAACCUGCUCGGCGCACUGCAGUACCUCAGAAGUGAAAAAAGGGCAUCUGCCGGCGAGGCGGAGCCCGAAACGAGACUGUACUGGAUCGACGCCAUCUGCAUCAACCAGGAGGACAUCGAGGAGCGCAACCAGCAGGUGCCCAGGAUGAGACACAUCUACUUCAGGGCCUCCACUGUCGUGGUCUGGCUCGGGGCAGGUUAUGCGAACAUCCAGGACCGCAUCCCCGAGCUUAGCAUAGAGCCCCCUUCAGUGUCAGGCGAUGCCUACCCCAAGGAUGAGGCGGAUAUGGUUCAGCGGCUACAGAACGAUGCGUACUGGAGCAGGCUGCUGCAGGACCAUCAGAAGGCCGACUGCUCAGAACCGAGGGAUAAGGUGUAUGGGCUGCUUGGGCUCGCUUCCGAUGCGUCUGGCUUCCCAGUUGACUACAGGAAGUCUCUGAUGACGAUCUGGGAGGACACCAUGGUUUUCCUCAACGUGAAUCGGCUCAUCGGGGAUGGUUCUGAGAUUAUGCAAACCGGACAGCUGAUCAAGUACUUGCUGGCCUCGAGAGCGCCCAACCCACUCGCACAGUUGGUGCCUCGAGGCGACACGCCACUGGUCAGGGAGGAUACCCACAAUGGCAGAUCAUUCCAGCUUGACGCAAAGUAUCUUGGAUCCGUGGUCUACCUGGGACCUUCCACCACCGAGUUAAUCGCGCAACUCAGUGCGGUCGAUGUCUGGGAUGCCGCGGUGCAAGAUACAUUCCACGACACCGAGAGAGGGCAAGCAUGUCUGGAGAGUGAUCGCUUGCAAGAUUCUCUAUGGACCAUCUCACGAGAAACGUUGAAGCGUGCAUGCUUCAAUCAAACAAGCAGUAUCAGGUGGAGCCCGUCUCCGGUUGGUCCGGUAUAUUAUACUGCCGAAUGGAGCACCAAAGCUCGCGCGGCCUCUAGAGUUCCAGCAAGUGAGGAUGCAAACACACAGUUGGAGGCGAUGAGGAAGGCCCAACCUAUUGACCAGAGUGACCCGCGGCUCGUCUUGCUCAAGAAUUGGCCUUGGUCAUAUGAAGGAAACACAGAACGCAAAGUGGGCGUCGCCUCUGAUAGCGUUCUCGCGGGAGACUCAUUGUAUUGGGUAAAGCCCUCCCGCACAGCUCUCUUGGUCCGCAGCGGAUUCACUGAACCUGGUAAAGUAUACUGCCAGGUUGUUGGAACGGCACUGGUGGCUGAGGACCUGGUGUCACUGCGCGACAAGCAUUAUCAAAAUUGGGAAACGACCUACAAGGGCGAUACGAUCCUUGUCGAUGCGAUGACAAUUUUUACCAUCUUGGAAUAG
Molecule: messenger RNA, 1884 nt
Organism: Gaeumannomyces tritici R3-111a-1
Lineage: Eukaryota; Fungi; Ascomycota; Sordariomycetes; Magnaporthales; Magnaporthaceae
Exons: 5
Coding region: 1-1884 (627 amino acids)
Source: RefSeq, a predicted model, not a curated record